AAUGUUAAGAGAGAAUUCUUCCCAAGUGUCCGUAUCCGCGGAUGCAUUUCAAAAAUGAUUUUGUCACCAAAGGACAUUGGAAAUGCUUCAUCCAUAAGCAUUUUUUAAGGCAUUUUUAAGGCAUUCAUUUUCAUUUUUAAAUGAAUAUUUACGUAUGGUUUCCUGGCUAUCUUACUUUUGCGCUAAAAGCAUCAGACCUGGGCUUUGCUCUCACUGUCCUGGAGGCAGUGUGUUCGCACUUUUACUCUGAGUUAAGCAGAAGUGAAGCAGGGAGCAUUUUGCUUUGGGCAGAGCCAUGCGGUGCUCCUAGGGAUGUUGGCUAUAAAUCCAUUCUCCCUAGAGGUUAACAAUCAAAGUUCUCCCCCUCUCUUACUCAGACGAGUGAUAUGAUGAUGAUAAAUUGCUUGGACAUGACUGCCCCAAGCACUAGUGUGAUGAAUUAUGUUGUUGAGGGCAUGACCACAGAUUCUCCAUUGUCAGUAUGCCACAUUGAAUAUUGGCAGUAUUCAUAAAUAGCCUCCUGCCAAUUUUGGUCACCGCUUUGCAUAUUAAAUUUGCUGUUUUCACAGGUCAUGGUUCUUCGUUCUUAAUCAACUCUGUCUUUCCCUGAAUUCACUUAACUAAUCAACCUUUUGUUUUUCUGUUCUCUACUCGCUAAACCGAUGGGGCGUUCUCAGAGUUGUGUUCAGUAAACUUCGAGUCUUUCUUCACAGAAACUGUUAAAAUAGUAAUUAUUAGUCCUUUUCACUAAAUCUAGAGUAAUAACAGCUUAUCUUGCAGUGGCUUAAUUGGGUCAUUAUUUAGCGUUUGAAAAGCACUUUGAGGAGAAUAUUGGUAAACACUGUUGUUAAUUUAAUGUUUCCUUGUAAUUGAAAGUCCACUGCACCCGAAAAGUCCUCGGUAUUACUAUGUACCAACAAGGAUUUCUUAGUACUGCUUACUGUUUUCAACAUUAUAUAUCUACUGAUUUUUGAAAAAUUUUAAAUAUUGUCAUAAAUUCCUAAAGUUAUCAUGUUUACACUGUCCCACUUCUACGUGUAUCAUCUACUAUAUUCAUUACACAUCUGAAAAGUUAAAUGUUAUGAGUCGUGCUCUCUAAAGUUUGGAGGAAAUAGAAAGCCCAACCCCCAGUGCAGAGGUAUGUCACGUGCUAUCUUCUACACAAUCUGUGUGUAGUGUCUGAUUAACUUUUCAGCAAGCUGACCUAUUAUACCCUGACAAAUAACUGAGGUAAAGAACGCUGAGUCCAUAUACUGAGCUAUCACCUGAUUGUCAUUAAACUUUGUCGAAAAGGGUUAGAUUGAAUCACACGUGCCCGGCCAGCCCUUUGAACAAAUUUUCUGCUCACUCUAGCCCCAGGUUCCCCGGUGUAACUAAAGGCCACUCUGUAGCUUGGAUUAGGCAACCUCAAUACUGAAGAAAACACUCUUUUCAGAGCAUCUCCUGGUAUCAUCAGAAAUGUCCUCCUUAAGUGGGAAAGUCCAAACUGUUUUGGGCCUGGUAGAGCCAGGCAAACUGGGCCGCACUCUGACCCACGAACAUUUGACAAUGACCUUUGACUGCUGUUACUACCCACCUCCUCCACGUUACGAAGCUACCUCCGAAGAACCUAUUAUGAUGAAAAAUUUAUUUUGGAUUCAAAAGAACCCUUAUUCCCAUAAGGAGAAUCUUCAGCUGAAUCAGGAGACGGAAGCCAUCAGGGAAGAACUGUUGUAUUUUAAAGCCAACGGUGGAGGGGCUUUGGUCGAGAACACUACUGUUGGCAUCAGCCGAGACGUGAAGACUUUGAAGUGGCUUGCCGAAGAGACCGGCGUCCAUAUCAUAUCUGGAGCCGGAUUUUAUGUGGACGCAACUCACUCUCCAGACACCAGAGCCAUGUCAGUGGAACAGCUUACUGAUGUCCUCAUUAAUGAAAUUCUCCAUGGAGCUGAUGGAACUAGCAUCAAGUGUGGGGUCAUUGGAGAAAUCGGUUGCUCCUGGCCUCUGGCAGAGAGUGAGAAGAAGGUUCUUCAGGCAACAGCUCAUGCUCAGGCUCAGCUCGGCUGUCCUGUUAUUAUUCAUCCUGGAAGGAAUCCAAGCGCACCAUUUCAGAUUAUCCGAGUGUUGCAAGAAGCAGGUGUAGACGUCUCCAAAACGGUUAUGUCCCACAUUGAUAGGACUAUACUUGAUAAAAAGGAACUCCUGGAGUUUGCUCAACUUGGCUGUUACUUGGAAUAUGAUCUCUUUGGGACUGAACUCCUUCAUUACCAAUUCAACCCGGAUAUCGACAUGCCCAAUGAUAAUAAAAGAAUUAGGAGAGUGCGUCUUCUGGUGGAUGAAGGCUACGAAGAUCGAAUUCUGAUGGCACACGACAUACAUACGAAGCAUCGGCUGAUGAAGUAUGGAGGUCACGGCUACUCUCAUAUACUUACCAACAUUGUUCCUAAAAUGUUGCUUAGAGGGAUCACUGAGAAUGCACUUGAUAAGAUACUAAUAGAGAACCCUAAGCAAUGGCUAACUUUCAAGUAGGAUGGUUGUUUACAGACUCACACCUUGAGUAGAAAGCUCGCAGAGAACAUUUUUCAGUGAUUUCAAACCCACAGUGAGAUACUAAUCAGAGCUAUGUAGGACGAAUGAUGGAUCAUUUCCUAUUUAUGAGAAUUAGGAAUUUUGCCUUCUCAGAAACCAGCUGGUACAUCGGUACCUUUAGGAAGUUACUGACCUAACGGAGCCCUCUCGUUCUGCCUUUAACAAAAUAAAUACAGGAGCACCUAUUUCCAAACAGUGAUUUACAUUCUGUAUCCCCUCUAGCAAAGUUUUGCUUUGUUUUGUUUUCUUAAUCUAUCAGCUGCACUACUUGAGGAAAUGUAAAGUGUUUCUAGUUAAAUUACCCCCUUCUGGAGCAAUCUAAUGUUUCUUGUAAUAUUGAUGAUCCUACUAAUUAUCCUGCUGUUCUUUAAUUAAUGCUUAAUGAAUAAUAUGGCACUUGAAAAUAGCUUCUGCAGCAAGGGAAGUUAAAGUUUGAGGCUUUCCCCCCCCCCCCCCAAAGGACACUGUAAUACAAUCACCAAUUCACAAUGAUAAAAAUAUUGUCGAAGCUUAAUUAUAUUCAUUAUAUAUUGUAGAAGUUGUCUACCUAUCUAUAUUGACUGGUAAUAAAUCAGUUUUGUUGCCUGUGGCUUCCUGGUAUCCAUUUUUGCUGUAAAGCUUUGUUAGUUUAAACAUUUGUAUAAGGGGGCAUGAACACAUAACACUGAAUUAUAAAAAUUCAAUGGUAAAAGUCAAAAUAUAUUACAUAAUAUAGUUUAAUGAAUCAUUACAUUUAUAAUAACAAAGGCCACAGUUUAAUAAUAUAUAUGCAAAAAAAGAGAAAUGUUUGCCAUAUAUAUAUUCCCUUUAUUUCCCUUACCUUUUAUUUGUUUUUCCUUGGGCCUAAACACAGAAAAUGAUGCUUAGUUAUCUGAAGAAAAGGUCAGAUCUAUUAGAAAUGGCAUUCUGACUCGAGCCUACUCUUCAAAAGGUACCCACCCCCGAUGUUUUGUGUAAAUAAAGCCUUUUUAAAACUCUUA
Messenger RNA from Felis catus (domestic cat), 3548 nucleotides. It is a transcript of the gene PTER, whose product is annotated as phosphotriesterase related. Gene Ontology annotation, molecular function: hydrolase activity, acting on ester bonds; zinc ion binding. Gene Ontology annotation, biological process: catabolic process. NCBI's taxonomy places the organism in Eukaryota, Metazoa, Chordata, Mammalia, Carnivora, Felidae. The transcript has 5 exons. The record is from RefSeq and is a predicted model, not a curated record. Bases 1459 to 2508 code for a protein of 349 amino acids.